UCGAAAAAUGAAGAGAAUGACACAUUGUUCGUUGCUAUCCAAAAUGUUGAACAAUGAUCAGUAAAAUUAUAGUUUUCUCGUUCAUGCAACAACACAAGAACAAAAAUUGAUGAAAUGUCCGAAAAAAAACCAUUAGAUUCCGAAUACGAGUGGAUUGUUCGAAUCUGUACGAACGCUUUCAACAUAUACCUAACGAUGAUACAUUUUAUAUUUUAUGACAACACUUUGAACUUGCAAUCACAAAACUCUGAAAUCUCGCUCUUGUCGUACACACUACUCAUGACAGCGUUGGAUCUUUUCGCGUAUUGUGUUUUCCAAUAAAUUGAUACAAAUUGCAGGCGAGAGAAAAUAAGGAAAAAUCAUGAAUAUAUCAUCAACAAUGCAUAUGUCCCAUGAUACAGAAGAGAAUAGAAAUGGUUUUUGUUUCUUGUUCAGGAUCUCGUAGACGAAAAAAGAAAAAAUCUCAAAGAUGCCACCGACGCGACAUAUCGCACGACGCAGAAGAGAAGGAAAUGAGAAUUACAAAAACCAAAGAGAGAAACAAAAAUCUAAUUUCCACUCAUAAUUGUAAAAGCAAAAGCGGUGUGCGCGACUCUGGAAAGGAUGAACAGACUGGAAAGGAUGCUGGCGGUGUCCAAGGAUAUCAGGAGCGCAUAAAGCAGUCAGAGCGUCAUCCUUGCAAUUUCGCGCUCUUUCCGACGUCACGAACCACCUCCUACGGUCUCCUAUUCCCCUGUCGAAGGGACGCCGAAUCGAGCGAUUGAUCCUGUCUGCGACGUGGUUAUUGACGAUCGAGAAUCAGUUGGUUUCUUUCUUUUCUGCACAAACGCGUCUUGAUCGAAUCGGCCGUGUUAAUCGUUCAAUUAGUUACUCAAUUAAUCAGUCAGAUAUAAUCGCGAAUCUGCACGGUAUCGCUUUUUCUCACACCGCUUCACUGCUCGCGGUUAUUAUCGGAAUUUAAAAAAAAAAUACGGGGCUAACCCAGUAACGCGAUUUUAUCGCUUGAUGAAUUAAAAAAUUCAGAUAAAAUUGAAUAGAAGAGAAGAACGCGAACACGAUAGUCGCACGGUGAAAAUAAUGCGAGAGAAAAAGAGAGUAGUUAAAGCUUGUUUACCAUCUGUCUCACAAUCAGAUUGUGACAUCUGAAACAAGAAGA
This is a messenger RNA of Trachymyrmex cornetzi, 1156 nucleotides long. RefSeq lists its product as uncharacterized. Lineage: Eukaryota; Metazoa; Arthropoda; Insecta; Hymenoptera; Formicidae. The record is from RefSeq and is a predicted model, not a curated record. The coding region runs from base 393 to 764 and encodes 123 amino acids. The transcript has 4 exons.